AUGACCGAUAUACUGAAACUGGCGUCAGAAGCGGGAAAGACACCUACCCUGUCCCAACUCUCAGAAAGCGAUAUUGGCAGUAUUUGGGCUGAUGUGUGCGCCUACAUUGAACGUCAGAUGACCUUAAAGAAGGGGGUCCAUCUGUCAGGACUGGGGACCUUCACCUUCUCUCAGCAGAAGUUGGACAUUGGGAACAAGUUCACAAUGAUCCAGCGGCCAAUUUUCCUCCUUGCUGGCAAACUUGCCCAGUCUCUGGGCUUAAAGCAGGCCAAACCACUGGCUGCAGCAACAGACCUACCUGUAGUGCAACUGAACUUCACAGCUGUGUCACAAGAGACUCAUUUCAGUCGAGACGUAGCGGAGGGCUGUGUUAGAGAAACUCUUCUGCUCCUUGUCAGAGCUUUGGCCUCUGAGCAAAUCGUAUUUCUCCCCCUCCAGGGAAUUGGAGUUUUGUCCUUUAAGCAAAACAAGGUACGGAUGAAGUUCAACAGAGAUUUUAUUAAUGCCAUGGAUGGAAGUGGUAGACUACAUUUAGCCUUCAAUAAUAUACCGGGGAGCAGUGCCUCUUUAAUGUCUGGUGGACUGUCCAGGCUACAAAGGACACACAAUGCCAAGGUCCACAUCACCCUGCCAACUGUCUGCUCUCCUCAGCCAGAUACCAAAGCUGGUGACAAAGAAGGCUGGUGCCUGUCACCAGCUCCAGACCAGAGGAAUGCACAAGAAGUUCCCCAACAGCGGGAAUCUAAAUCCCAUCAGAGACUGCAGCCUGCUAACAUGAAAGCUUUCAGCCUGUAUGAAGAACUGAAACCAAAACCACCUAUGGAGGCCACAGACAAGCCCACCACCAUCUCCCCACCAAAGGUCACUCUCAAACUUGAGGAACCACAUGUGAAUGUUAGCUGCUCUGAUCAUGCCCGUGCUGGGCAGGAGCUGUGCUACCUGUGUAUGCAGCGGGCCAAAAGAAAUGUGACAGUGUACCUGAGGAAGCAGCAGCAGACUGAGGAAAAAGCUCAGGAGAAAGUCUUACUGUGUGAAGAACAACAGAGAGACACGCAGUUCAUGGAGAGAGAGCAGGCGAAGCUGCAUGAGCACCGUGAGCAUUCAAAGCAGGUCGCUGCAUUCAACCAGCAAAUUUCAGAGAAAAAAGAGAACACUUACUGUCCUCUGUAUCCUACAUCAUUUAUCUUCCCGGCUCGGCCCCUCACUCCUGCAAGAAAGAUGAAACAGAAUCGUUACAGGAAUGAGCUUCAGAGCCAGGUAGAGAGGCAGCGGCAGCACAAGGCUCGAGACCAGCAGAACCGACUCCUCAUGGAGCAUCUAGACCAGGUCCAGCUGGUCCAAGAAUUAGCUUUGCAGAAGGCUCAGCAGCUCCAGCAGAAACAGGAGAAAACAAAGCAUUACAAGAAGGCUCUAGACACUCAGGUGGAGGAUAAGAAGGGCACGGACCUUCCAGAGUGCCAGCCUGACAGCUUCGGGUUUAGCCGCUGUGAAACACCAGCUGCCAAUGCUGAGAGCCGAGAAAGAGCACAAAAGCUCUUUCAGGCGAAUUUCGGUGUAGCCACUCAGAAGAAGAAGGAAGAACUACACAACCGCCAAGCUCAGCUUGAUAAAGAGAAAGACAUUUUCACACACAACCGAACAGAGUUAAUAUUGGACCGCAUUAAUCACUUUGAGAAGAAGCGGGACAUCAGUAAGUCACUCGAGAACGAGUGGAGUUUGAGUGUGAAACUCAAACACCAACGAGAGGAAGAGGAAAAGCGCUUUCUGAGGUCUGCUGGCCAGCUCCUGGUAGAUAAGCUAGCACAAUACAGACGCUGCUGCCAGUGUAAGAGGAGGACCUCCAAUUGUGGAGAGACCAACAUCUGGAAAGACUCUCAUUACCUCUCUGGCUCACAGUUUAUGAUCUGAUGACCACUUGAACAUCGAUACCUCAAGGCUUUAACAGGCCUCUUGAAACUCAUCAUGUGACAGUCAAUAAUGAUGAAGUUUAAGUUAAGCUAUGUGAAGCAUAAAUGGAUGAUAUGGUAUGCAAGUAGGCGCUGUGUUACUGUGAGACUUCCUCUUGCUCCUUUCAUAAA
Molecule: messenger RNA, 2078 nt
Organism: Scomber scombrus (Atlantic mackerel)
Lineage: Eukaryota; Metazoa; Chordata; Actinopteri; Scombriformes; Scombridae
Product: coiled-coil domain-containing protein 81-like
Exons: 16
Coding region: 1-1908 (635 amino acids)
Cellular component (GO): centrosome
Source: RefSeq, a predicted model, not a curated record